This is a messenger RNA of Linum tenue, 1532 nucleotides long. The record is from the annotation of a GenBank genome assembly. NCBI's taxonomy places the organism in Eukaryota, Viridiplantae, Streptophyta, Magnoliopsida, Malpighiales, Linaceae.
AUGUGUUUUGGAGGUGACUGCGAAGAUGAGAUUGUGAUGAAGGGAUCUUCUCUGCAGCAGCCAAAAACUAGUGCUACAAAGAUUGAGGCGUCUCAAAAUCAGAACUCGAGACGAGUCCAGCCACGUAAUAGAAAAACUUUGACUGUUGAUAGUGGUAGUAAAGAAGCCGAGUCGCCAGGUUUUACAGCCUAUGUUAACAGAAGACCAACAAGCAUGGCAGAAGUUGUCAAGGAUCUUGAAGAUCAGUUCACAAGGAUCUGUGAUUCAGCUAAGGUGGUUUCGGGUUUGUUGGAGUCUAGCAGAGCUCAGUAUUCCAUCUCAUCCACCUCAAAAGAUCUCGCAGCACUGAAAAUGCUGAAUCCAGUCGCACUAAUCCGAUCAGCUUCGUUUCGUUCAUCGUCAUCGAGAUUCAUGGCCAACUCUUCAUCCUCCGGAGAGUUUGAACCCGAGGAAAGCUGCAGUAGUGACAUGUCAGAUGAAUCCUCUGCGAUCUCAGGUGGCCACCAGUCUACGUUGAACAGGUUAUACGCCUGGGAGAAGAAGCUGUUUGACGAAGUCAAGUCAGGAGAAAGGAUUCAGAUAGCGUACGAGAAGAAAUGCAUGCAGCUAACGAACCAAGAUGUUAAAGGAGAGGAUCCGUUUGUGUUGGACAAGAAGAGGGCAGCCAUUAGAGAUUUGGAUACACAGAUUAAGGUUUCGAUUCACUCGGUGGAAGUCAUAUCGAAGAGGAUAGAGACUCUGCGGGAUGAAGAGUUGCAGCCUCAGCUUUUGGAACUAGCACAAGGGUUAGCAACGAUGUGGAAGGUGAUGGCAGAGUGCCACCACUCACAAAAACAAACACUCGACACGGCCAAGCUCUUAGUAGCAUCAGCACCGUCAAAGCUCGAAGUGAGAAGGCGGGCUUCCAUCUCCAUGACCGACCCUCAACGCCUGUCCCGAUCAGCCGCGGCCAUGGAAACAGAGCUCCGAAACUGGAGAUCAUCUUUCCAGACAUGGAUCGCCUCUCAGCGAUCCUACAUCCAGUCCCUCGCCGGCUGGCUCCUCCGGUGCGUUCGUCUCGACCCUGCCGAAAUAUCGAAGCUACCCUUCUCCCCGCGCCGAUCAAGCAGCACUGCUUCUUUCCCGUUGUUCGGACUCUGCAUUGUGUGGUCCAAGUUCCUGGAUGCCGUGCAGGAGAAGGCAGUGCUCGACGGGAUGGAGACCGCCGCGGAUUGGAUGGGUUCGAUUCGCCAUAUGCAGGUGCUGAGAGACGAUUCGAGGAGAUAUGAUAACAAUGGAGGAAUGGAGAUGGUGGAAGAAGUGAUGACAGUGGAGAAGAUGGCUGAGAUCGGUAUGAGGGUGCUCUGUGCAGGGAUGUCGAUUACUAUCAGCUCGUUGACUGAGUUUGGGAAUGGUGCGGCUGAAGGGUAUGCUCAGCUUUUCAAGCAAUGGGAGAAUGGGGAAGAAUUCCCGCCGGCUGCUCGGCUCCGGGAGAAGAAGAUUUAAGCUUUGUAGAGGAAAGGAAUGCAAUUUGUGAGCUAUGUGAUGAUGGG